CCCCGCGGCCCGGCCCCGGCUAGACCGCGGCCGCCGAGCGGCUGCCCCCGCCAGGAUGUUCGCGGCCGGGCUGGCCCCCUUCUACGCCUCCAACUUCAGCCUCUGGUCGGCCGCUUACUGCUCCUCAGCCGGCCCGGGAGGCUGCUCCUUCCCGCUGGACCCCGGCACCGGGAAGAAGCCCUCCUUCUGCAUCGCAGACAUCCUGCACGCCGGCGUGGGGGAGCCGGGGGCGGCUCCCGAGGGCCUGGUGGGCGCCUCAGCCGCCGCCCUCACGGCGCACUUGGGUUCUGUCCACCCGCACGCCUCUUUCCAAGCUGCCACCCGAUCUCCGCUUCGACCCACGCCGGUGGUGGCGCCCUCCGAGGUCCCGGCCGGCUUCCCGCAGCGGCUGUCCCCGCUGUCCGCCGCCUACCACCACCACCACCCGCAGCCUCCGCAGCAGCAGCCGCCACAGCAGCAGCCCCAGCCGCCGCCGCCGCCACCGCUACCCCGCGCUGGCGCCCUGCAGCCCCCGGCCUCGGGCACGCGAGGGGCCCCGAACCCCCACCACAGCGGCUCGGCCCCGGCCCCCUCCAGCAAAGACCUCAAAUUUGGAAUUGACCGCAUUUUGUCUGCAGAGUUUGACCCAAAAGUCAAGGAAGGCAACACGCUGAGAGAUCUCACGUCCCUGCUAACCAGUGGGCGGCCCGCGGGAGUGCACCUCUCGGGCCUGCAGCCCUCCGCCGCCGGCCAGUUCUUCGCGUCUCUAGAUCCCAUUAACGAGGCUUCCGCCAUCCUGAGCCCCUUAAGCUCGAACCCGAGAAACUCAGUUCAGCAUCAGUUCCAAGACACAUUUCCAGGUCCCUACGCCGUGCUGACAAAGGACACCAUGCCUCAGACCUAUAAGAGGAAGCGCUCUUGGUCGCGCGCCGUCUUCUCGAACCUGCAGAGGAAAGGCCUGGAGAAAAGGUUUGAGAUCCAAAAGUAUGUGACCAAGCCGGACCGAAAGCAGCUGGCAGCGAUGCUGGGCCUCACCGACGCCCAGGUCAAGGUGUGGUUCCAGAACCGGAGGAUGAAGUGGAGGCACUCCAAGGAGGCCCAGGCCCAGAAAGACAAGGACAAAGAGGCAGGCGAGAAGCCUGCGGGUGGAGCCUCUGCUGCAGACGGUGAGCAGGAGGAGAGGAGCCCCAGCCGUUCGGAGGCGGAGAGCGAGAGCAGCGACUCCGAGUCUCUGGACAUGGCCCCCAGCGACACGGAGCGGACUGAGGGGGCAGAGCGUUCUCUGCACCAAACAACGGUUAUCAAGGCGUCAGCAGCCAGUGCCCUCAUCCCGCCCAGCAGCGGUGGGAGUGGGGGGAGCAGCGGCGGCAGCAGCAGUUUUAGCUUCAGCAACGCCAGCAGCCUCAGUAGUAGCAGCACCAGCACCAGCAACGCGGGUAGCGCCAGCAACAAUGGCAGCAGCGUCCCGGAAUUACUUCCUGCGCCCCAGCCCACAGUCAGCGGUGCUCCCAAAAGCCCCGAGCCCGCCCAAGCCCCUCUUGGCAGCUUAUAGACUGGACGAGGGCAGAAGGAACCAAGAGCCCUGCGUGCAGCCUCCCAGCCUCGGACUGGGUUCUGUGCCUACUUUAUGUUGCAGCGGGGCCAGGGUCAGGGACUCAGCGCAGAGGUUCCUCCCAACGGUCACAGUUGGCUCCUCGACGCCCACACCACCCAGAUCCGAAGAGUGUCUCAGUGCCAAAGGCUCCCAUCGUGAUUGGAAUUCUCCCUGGACACGAGCUGCCACGCUUGCACUGGUGAAGUGUUUGGCUAAGCAAUUCCUCUCAUCGCACCAGGAGUCGAGGCACUUAGGGCGCCUUAAACUUGUAAAUAAAAAG
Lepus europaeus (European hare) is the source of this 1853-nucleotide messenger RNA. RefSeq names its product H2.0 like homeobox (gene HLX). The transcript is spliced from 4 exons. Gene Ontology annotation, biological process: regulation of DNA-templated transcription. Gene Ontology annotation, molecular function: sequence-specific DNA binding; DNA-binding transcription factor activity, RNA polymerase II-specific. Bases 56 to 1531 code for a protein of 491 amino acids. The record is from RefSeq and is a predicted model, not a curated record. Lineage: Eukaryota; Metazoa; Chordata; Mammalia; Lagomorpha; Leporidae.